Ilyonectria robusta is the source of this 2662-nucleotide messenger RNA. RefSeq lists its product as uncharacterized. The transcript is spliced from 3 exons. Lineage: Eukaryota; Fungi; Ascomycota; Sordariomycetes; Hypocreales; Nectriaceae. The coding region runs from base 175 to 2292 and encodes 705 amino acids. Gene Ontology annotation, molecular function: zinc ion binding; DNA-binding transcription factor activity, RNA polymerase II-specific. Gene Ontology annotation, biological process: regulation of DNA-templated transcription. The record is from RefSeq and is a predicted model, not a curated record.
GAAUCUGUGCCACCACGAAGCCAUCACCAAGCCCACCAGCCCUAUCUUCGAGCGCCGUGGCCGGCACAUCGCGACCGGACUUCUAGCAAAGAAUUUAUAGCGGCGCCGACAUCUUGAACGCUUUGAAGUCGGAGGUUGCAGGCCAGGUGCUUGCAACCACCCCUCCCACGCGCAAUGGGCCGAAAGCCCAACCCCCUCAUCCUCGAGUAUUUCGUCCGUGGCCCGAAGCUCAAUGACAACAGCAACCGUUAUCCGCACACGUGCAAGCAAUGCGGCGAGAACUUCCCCAAGGGCCGCAUCGACAGUUUGACGACUCACAUCACCAAAAAAUGUCCGGCCAUCUCCGAGUCGGACCGAAUGCGUGCGUGUCUUGAACUACAUGGCAUCACCAGCACGAGGGCGGCUCCUGACCGACCCCCGCCCGAUGCGCAGGCGAACGGACAAGCUACGGAUAUCCCCAAUCUGCCUCAGGGAUGGAGCGCGCUCGAGACUCUCGCCGAAGCCUCACGGCAAGUUGAUUUGAAUGAAAACAAUCGCAGCCAGAGUGUCCAGGGUGGGCAUGACCCCGCCGACCCCGCCAACGGCCAGCAUGUUGGUGACCGCUUCGAACUUCAGGAGCAAUUCACCCUCGACAAUCCUCCUGUGAGCUAUGAGAACCGGGUUCAGCAGAACAAUAGAGGUGUUGUGCCAACCACGCUUCCCGGACCCGAACUCUCAGCUGAGGAGCGACUUCAGGCCUUCCUACCUGGGAACGAAUCCUCCCCAGAUGUCUCUAACAUUUCCGUUGCGGUUGCAGCCGCGGCUCGACUGAACCCGUCCCUUCUCGAUCCUCAGCUCGUCAGCGACAACCCAUCUUCGACCCCUCCUCCGACCGUUGACAUCUCACCUCCUGCGGAAGACUCUCCGGGUGCUACGACGGCUCCAGACGCUAAUAUCUCUCAGCCGUGGGGCGAGAUGACGUACCUAACCGCUGCUUCCCCGGUUCCUAUGGUCAACGAGCAUCCGCCCGUGCCAAUUCAGAUGAACCGCGGUGGUAUCCGUAUGGACACUGGUGAUGGACCCUUCAGUGGGCGGCCCCGUCAUUCCCGAUCCCGGUUUACGGCUGCCCGGCGCAAGGAGGUACAGGAGGUCCGAAAGAUUGGCGCUUGCAUCAGGUGCAGAAUCCUCCGGAAGAAUUGCGGGAAGGGAACUCCUUGUGAUACUUGCCGAAAGGUUCUGGCUCCGCGUGUUUGGAGAACUGGUUGUGUUCGCACUAGGUUGCAUGAACAGCUUGACCUCUACUCGGCUGGGGUCCAGGUGGUCCUGUCUCAAAAUCGAAUCAACCUCCUGAAGAGCCAGCUUCAAUUGGUAAACAAUGGCUACGUGAUCGAGGUCUCGCACUUUCCUGAGACAGGGAAAGCCAUUGUCCUUGAGGCGCUAGUUGCUUUGCUCGAACCGAGUGAGGCCCAGGCCGCCACUAGGCAGAGCAAGGACCCCUUUCACCGGGUCAUCAUGAUUGACCAGGACACGGAGGAUAUCCCCGGCAAAGUCGAAACAUACAUGCGUGAUGUCUUUCAGCACUUCAUCGAGCGCGAGCCCUCAAGGUUUAUGAGAGUCACUCUUGAGAUCGCGCUUCAACAACUUGCAGAAGGAGAAGACGACUUGCUCCGUAAGGCACUGGAGCUCUGGGGUUUGGUAGAGAGUAUCGACCUCGAGAGACAGUGGAAUAUAAUGGAGAAAUCUAGCACUGAAGGAGAGGAGCCCAGGCGAAUCAAGGAGGCUCAGAGCGAAAAUGAUAUUGACAUCUACACAAUGAUUUGCAUGCAACUCAACGCUGCGGCCGAAAGAAAGGCCAAUAAUACGUCGAAGAGCCUCCUGAGCGGCAUGCAUCGGGUGCUCCAGGACAGCAAAGUCAAGAUUAGCUUCAAGGUCUUCCUCACGGCCGUCAUUUUUCUCAAUUGUGUCGAGAAAUCUACUUGGGCCUUCAAGGCCUGGGAACAGGAUCAUCUUCGUCCAGGCUGGCCCUUGGAAAGAGACCCCAGCGUUUUCACCCAGCAAGGCGGCAAUCUGGCAGGUUUGUUGAAGAUGCUUCUUGCUAUUCGCAAGGCUCUGCCUCAAACCAUGCGCGACGAGGCCGGGAAGUUGGUCACUUCAGAACAAGAUCCGGUUGUGGUUAACUAUUUUCAGAGCUUGGAUCUCGAUUACAACACAAUUCAGGCCCGUCAAGAAGGGUCCCAGUUCUCCCCCGCAGACUCCCGCUCCCUCGAGCUCACUUUCUGCUCCCAUCUCCUCCUCCCAAAUUCUCCUACUUAGAUAUACCCUCCACUUUGCUGCGCUCACUCGACAGGCCCCGUCAGCUUCGUUGCGCUUGAAGGAGAAAAAUGACAAACGACAGACGGAGAGUCAAGCGCGCGUUGUUGACGAUGGCAGUGGAGUAGUACCCUUUCGACCACCUUAAUGGCUAAUGACUGGACGGAAACAACACGAAUUGAUACCUUUACGACGACAUGUACGACUAGGCGUUUUGAGGCAACUAGCCCAGCCGACUCGAUGAGAGAAAAUUAUGAUGAAAAGAAACCAAAAGUAAUGGAUGGUUGUUCACCUGGCGUUGCGGAAUCUAUACACGUAGAGGAUGAGACACCUCAGGGUCUUUACACACAAAAAGGGGGGGAUGGCUUCUGGC